AUGGAGAGAGCACAGACGCAUGGUGGCUUGCGGUUGAGAAAACUGGUCACAGUCAACUUUUUCCACAGAUCGGUCAUGGCUUCCAAUAGUCUGAACAGGCAGAUGCAAGGCCUUUGGACCGCGCAACGCCGAGGAAAAUUGAAUCUCAAUGAUGACAAUAUGCCUGACGACGUCGAAGCCGCAGCAGUUGAGCUCCCGCCUAAUGGCAAACGCAAAGUAAGGUCCUCUAAUGACCCAUCUACGAGCAAGCGUCAGAAAAUAGCCAUAUCCAAAGAUUACAUACCUCCACCUGUGCGACUGGCUGAUCUGGGGGGUAUUGAUGACUGCAUCGAAAAACUUCUGGAACUGGUUGCAAUGCCUCUGUGUCACCCGGAAAUUUACCUUCACACCGGAGUUCCUCCUCCACGCGGAGUUCUACUGCACGGUCCUCCUGGAUCGGGGAAAACGCUCCUGGCCAACGCUAUAGCUGGGGAAUUGGCAGUUCCCUUUAUCAAUAUAUCUGCGCCAUCUAUUGUCUCGGGAAUGUCCGGAGAAUCCGAAAAGACGUUGCGGGAUACCUUUGAAGAAGCCAAACGCGUCUCCCCUUGCAUUUUGUUCAUCGACGAGAUUGAUGCCAUCGCUCCAAAACGAGAAAUUGCUCAACGAGAAAUGGAGCGACGCAUCGUCGCACAGUUUCUGACUUGCAUGGAUGGUAUGUCUUGGGAGAAGACUGACAGCAAGCCAGUCAUCGUCAUGGGGGCAACAAAUCGUCCAGACUCGUUAGAUUCUGCUUUGCGGCGUGCAGGCAGGUUUGAUCAUGAAAUCAGCAUGGGGGUGCCAGACGAAGCCAGCCGUAUCAAGAUUUUGCAAGUUCUCUCCUCUAAACUUAAACUGGCAGGCGACUUCGACUUCGCGGCGUUGGCCAAAGCAACUCCUGGUUAUGUCGGAGCCGAUUUAGCGGCGCUCACCGGCGCUGCGGGUGUGAUUGCCGUGAAGCGAAUCUUUAAACAGAUAGCUGACGGAACAAUCGUCCUGCCCUCGGCCGAUGAAGAAAUGGCGGAGCAACUCAUCGAUCCAAUCCUUCCCUUCAAAGUUGCUAUCCCUGUCGGACCAACCGCGAGCUCAAUAGCGCAUUUUCUCAAGGCAUAUCCAACGCCAUUGACCUCGGAGCAGCUUGCCCCACUCCUAAUCACCUCAAAUGAUUUCAUCGAUGCCCUGAAACAAGUGCAACCAUCAGCCCAGCGCGAAGGAUUUGCCACUGUCCCAGAUGUAACAUGGGCUGACAUCGGAGCGCUCCAUCAAACUCGAGACGCCCUCCAAAUGGCUAUCGUUCUUCCACUACGACGCCCCCUUCUCUUCAGAAGCGUAGGCAUCGUUGCCCCUUGUGGUGUUCUCCUUUGGGGACCGCCUGGCUGUGGAAAGACGUUGUUGGCCAAAGCUGUUGCUAAUGAAAGCCAGGCCAACUUUAUCAGUGUCAAAGGUCCUGAGCUCUUAAAUAAGUACGUCGGUGAAAGCGAGAGAGCAGUCCGUCAAGUGUUCGCACGAGCACGUGCAUCUUCGCCGUGUGUUAUCUUCUUUGACGAACUGGAUGCCCUGGUUCCAAGACGUGAUGACAGCCUUUCAGAGUCAUCCGCUCGUGUUGUCAACACCUUACUGACUGAACUCGAUGGGCUCGAUGCACGCAAAAGCGUUUAUGUUGUUGCUGCUACCAAUCGACCUGAUAUGAUUGAUCCUGCUAUGGUGCGACCUGGGCGGUUAGACAAACUGCUUUAUGUUGAUCUGCCCAGUCCUGAUGAACGUGCUGAAAUCGUACGAACACUUCUGCGCGGUAUCCCACUACAUGACGCCAGUAACGUCGUUGAGGAUCUGGCCUACCAAAAAUGUGACGGAUACAGUGGUGCCGACUUGGCUUCUCUCGUUAGAGAAGCUGGAGUGUGUGCUUUGAGGCGAUCUCUAGGUCUAUCAAUCGAUUCAAGUCAAGAUUCAGUUACAGUAGGCAUCGUCGACUUCGUGGAGGCGCUCGACAAAGUCGGACCAAGUGUUAGUACGACUCAGCGCCGCAAAUACGAAGCACUCCGAUCAAAAUUUGCGGGACUUCCUGUACGCGUUGGAAAAGAGGAGGAAGACAAGAGAGUAGACAGAUAA
This is a messenger RNA of Mycena indigotica, 2124 nucleotides long. RefSeq lists its product as uncharacterized. Gene Ontology annotation, biological process: ribosome biogenesis. The record is from RefSeq and is a predicted model, not a curated record. Gene Ontology annotation, molecular function: ATP hydrolysis activity; RNA binding; ATP binding. Bases 1 to 2124 code for a protein of 707 amino acids. Gene Ontology annotation, cellular component: nucleus. The transcript has 8 exons. NCBI's taxonomy places the organism in Eukaryota, Fungi, Basidiomycota, Agaricomycetes, Agaricales, Mycenaceae.